AUGUCUCCAGCGCCGACAUCAAGCUCCCCGCCCGCCCCACAAGCCUCCGCAUUGCCCCCUGCUGCCAGCAACGAACACCGUACAACACAACCGAGCAGUGCGACCACACUGAGCGAAUCGUCGACGCUGAAGGUCAAACCCUUGCGCAAGCCCCUACUUCGCCUCGAGCUUCGAGACUUGUCAUCAGAUGGGUCGCGCGAAUUCUUGCGCCUUGUACACGCCUCGUCAGCUCUCGAAUCCGCAGUCGACACCGUCUUAAGGCUAUUGUACACCGACGUCGAAAAGUCAUCAUGCAUACCCCCCACGCGAUCAAUAACACUGGUGUUGCGCGAUAUGGAUGGCGUGGCAUACACGACCGGACUUGACAUUGAUGAUGACCAUAAAGAGAUCCACCUCAGCACCAAAUACAUUGAGCAUAUCUCGGAGUCGCGGCGAAAAGAAGAAAUCAAUGGAGUCCUCGUGCACGAGAUGGUGCAUUGCUGGCAGUAUCAUGGCGGCAACACCGCACCCGGCGGGCUGACCGAGGGCGUGGCGGACUGGGUGCGUCUGAAAGCAGGGUACGCGCCGCCGCACUGGAGACGCAGGGGCGACUGCGAUUGGGAUGCAGGAUAUGAGCGUACGGCGUACUUCCUCGAGUGGCUGGAGAACGAGCACGGCCAUGAUGUGGUCAGGAGGAUCAAUCAGGCGCUGAGGGUCUGUAGAUAUGAUGCCAAGAGAAUAUGGCACGAGUGCUGUGGCCACAGCAUCGAGAAGCUGUGGGAGGAUUACAGGCGGAGUUUAGAGUGCGACGAAGAAGACAGCAAGAAGACAGAGAACAACGUGGAAACCAAAGAAUCUCAACAAGACAGGGAACAGUCGCCUGAGGAGACUGAGUCGGAUGCGAUAGCGGGAGAUCAGAGGACACCGCGCGAGAAGGCACGAAGGGGCGGCAACAUGAUCGUGCCGGUGCGCCCAGGUGUAUCCUGA
Boeremia exigua is the source of this 966-nucleotide messenger RNA. Its product is annotated as peptidase of plants and bacteria-domain-containing protein. The coding region runs from base 1 to 966 and encodes 321 amino acids. NCBI's taxonomy places the organism in Eukaryota, Fungi, Ascomycota, Dothideomycetes, Pleosporales, Didymellaceae. The transcript has a single exon. The record is from RefSeq and is a predicted model, not a curated record.